Molecule: messenger RNA, 1957 nt
Organism: Branchiostoma floridae (Florida lancelet)
Lineage: Eukaryota; Metazoa; Chordata; Leptocardii; Amphioxiformes; Branchiostomatidae
Exons: 13
Coding region: 74-1957 (627 amino acids)
Source: RefSeq, a predicted model, not a curated record
GUAGCGCCCGCUACAGUCAGUCUAAACACAUACUGUUCACAGCACCGAAUGUGCGAGUCCGGUUCUGAAAGACAUGAACGUUAUCCUGGGUCAGCAGGUUAUUUGGGCGGUCUUUCUUGUCUUUGUGACAGCCCAAGAAACAUUGGCAACCCAGGUGGCGGUAACAACUGCCUCUGACGGCUGGAUUGACCAUGCGGCCACUGAUGCAAACAUUGAAAUUAGUCUGGAAGUUGUACGCUCAGUCCAGGCCUCAGUCACCUCCACAUCAACGGUCUCGUGUUCUUUGGAUUGCAGCGGUGCCCGGUGCAACAAAGACCAUAUUGAUGUAGCUACGUGUGGUGCCUUGUACGGAAUUCUGAAGCAGGUUACUCUGUAUAACACUGGCACAGGUCACGCCCCGGACUGGCAUCCUGUGAGGGUGAAAGUAACCGAUGGUGGUCAUGUGUACGACUUUAACCUCGUUGAUAUAUGGAUAGAUGCCCGACAAAGUGCAACAAUGCAAGUUACCGCCACAUCGUGUAACCAACCAGCAGCCCCGAGCAAUGGAUACUUCAGCGGCGGCACGAAUCACAACACUUACGGGUACGCAAGAUGCAACAGCGGUAACCCAGGCUACUACCUGACUUCGUCAUCUGACAGUCGCUAUCUUUGCUAUGCAGGCUACCGGUACCCCAAAUAUCCAAGUGUGACAUGCAAUGCGUGCCAGAGCAUCGCCAACUGUGAGAGAUACAACCAGUGUACCGGGUCCAGUGACUCGAGGUGCACGAAGUGUCAGUAUGACAGGGGGACCGUCCAAAAGGCGUACCAGCUCUCCAGUGAUGGAACGUUGUGUACAAAGCUGUGCUCAUGGCGACCUGACAGUAUCUUCUGCUACCCGGGUAGAUGUACCCACAAUACACCGGCGUCCUGCACAUGCGCACCGGGCUUUGGUGGCUCCAACUGUCUGGCAAUCAACUCCGCUCCUGUGAUGAGUAGUUGUUUGGGUAAGCUGAGAAGGAUGGUAAAUGGGACGGAACGGGACUCUUCUGAAGCAUCAUGCAUGAGCACGUCAUCUCCCGCGACUGUCUGGACCAGCCUGAACAACAGGACAGACCAUACGGAGCAGAUGCAGCUCGAGGUUACUUGGGACACCAGUUUCCCAGGCCCCAGUGUGACAGACUGGCCCCAGCAUUACUACAUACACGACCACGGUAUAGGUGUGAUCUCUGCCUCGGUGGACUGGUGGCUGGAGAGAGGUGGUACCAGGAUUAGCAGCGGAACAUUUCCCUGUGUGGGCGGUGAUAUCAGCAGAGACAACCCCAAAGCAUCCCCACACUGCACCGCAACUGUCACCAUGAGAGUCCCACCGCAGCAAGGCGACAGCCUUUUCUUUACUGCGAAGUCGAGGAACGGUGGAUACGUCAAAGUCCGGAACUACGACCGCACGUCCGGGUACACCGUGAACCCGCCGGUCUACUUUUCGGGUCAGGAGCUCGCUCAUACCGCGCACUUCACGUUCGACUUCCAGCCUCCAUCUCAGUCAGAUGCAACAACUAGUUCUUCCGAUGGAAAAACUACCGUUCAUCCUACUUCACCUGCCACAACUCUUACUUGGUCUACCGCACUUAUCAACGCGUCGGCCGCGAAGCUUACUUCAUCCAACGAGGGCCACGGCGUCGGAAUCUAUGCGGGGAUUGCAGCCGGUGCUGUCGGAGUGAUUGUGUUGGGGGUUCUGGUAACUGUCUUCCUACUGCGCAGGCGGAGGGAAAGAGGCGAGUCAAGGCAGUCUUCGUUUUUCAAUUCGUAUAUCCCAGAAGGGUCGGAGGAACGGGAAGAUGUGGUAGACAUGAAUGCGGCCACUCAUCGUCAGGCGUCAGGGUACGACAUGCCGAUAUACGCGAUGGACGUACGCCCGCAGGAAGAAAGUGAACAUGUCUACCAAGGGCUGAGGCCAGUGGCACAGGUGUAUGAGCAGUAA